AUGUUUCAGCAGCAGCAGCAGUCUUCUCCAGAACACCUUGUCCUCUCCUCUCCAGCCUACCUCCUCACAGCAGAAGAAAUUGUACAACAGCUUGCAACAGAUACAGACAAUGGAUUAUCUGAAGAGGAAGCACAGCGCCGAAUAACAAAGUAUGGGCUCAAUGAGCUCGAAGCCGGUGGUGGUGUCAGCGCAUUCAAGAUUCUCAUGGGACAGAUAUUCAAUGCCAUGGUUUUGAUUUUAAUCAUGGCCAUGGCUGUCUCAUUUGCGAUUAAAUCUUGGAUCGAAGCUGGUGUCAUUACCGCGGUGGUUUUUAUAAACAUCAUUGUCGGCUUCUUUCAGGAGUAUAGUGCAGAGAAAACAAUGGAUUCAUUGCGGUCUCUCUCUUCUCCAACAGCUACGGUUAUUCGUGCAGGCCAGUUGAAGACUAUAAGAUCUCUUGACCUCGUUCCCGGCGAUAUUGUUGAGGCCAAAAUGGGCGACACAAUUCCUGCUGAUUUGAGGCUUUUUGAAGCAAUGAACUUUGAAACAGAUGAAGCUCUCCUUACUGGAGAGUCUCUCCCGGUAGCAAAGAAUGCUGGUGCGUCUUUCAAACUCGAAGAUGAUGCUGGUGUUGGUGAUCGUAUCAAUAUGGCAUACUCUAGUUCCACAGUCUCCAAAGGGCGUGCGAGAGCUAUUGUUGUUAGUACUGGUAUGAACACUGAAAUUGGGAAGAUUGCCGAGUCUCUACGUGGCAAUGACAGCAAGAUACGCAGUGUUUCGCGCGAUGAGAGUGGUCAUGCUACCUGGGGUGCCUAUAUAAUGGCUGGUCUCUGGACUGUUUUGGACUUUGUUGGUGGUUUCCUCGGCACAUCCGUUGGAACGCCUUUACAGAGGAAGCUCAGUUGGCUGGCAAUCUUUUUGUUUGGCAUCGCAGUAGUCUUCGCUCUUAUUUGCCUUGCUGCGAACAGCUUUAGCAGUUCACAAGAGGUUAUUCUAUAUGCUGUUGCCACUGGAUUGUCUAUGAUACCCGCUAGUUUGGUUGUAGUACUUACUAUUACCAUGGCUGUGGGUACCAAGAUCAUGGUCCAACGUACCUUGACACAAGGGAAAAUGGUUGUGAAGAAGGCUUGGGUUAUCGCAGAGGGAACAUAUACGGUUGGCGAAUCUACCAAUCCAAUCGAUUGUACCUCCGCCGAAAUAUCAUUUACGGAGACUACUCCAUAUGAUACCUUUAAGAGUCAAGGGGACGCCACAGAGAAAAAGAAUGUAUCACCGUUUAAACCCGCUUCAGAGUUUAUCAACAGGAGCUUUCUAAAGCAGUACUUGAAUGUGGCAACAUUCUGCAAUCUUGCAACAGUUACUCGUAAUGAGGAGACACAGGAAUGGGGCGCUCGUGGAGACCCCACCGAGAUUGCUAUCCAGGUCUUUUCUAGUCGAUUCGACUAUGGUCGCCGUAAGUUCACAAGUGGCGAUGCGCCUUCGUGGACUCAAAUAUCUGAAUACCCAUUCGACUCCGACGUCAAACGCAUGACCGUUAUAUUCAGGAACUACAGUGGUAAUCUCGACAACGGAUACGCGGAGUGGGCCUUUAUGAAGGGCGCAGUGGAGCGGGUUCUCGAAGCCUGUACCACCAUCCAACUCGCCAACGAAAUCAUUCCUCUUGAUUCUGAGGUGCAGCAAAGGGUGCUUAGAAACAUGGAGGCUCUAGCCUCGCAAGGUCUUCGUGUUCUCGCAUUAGCACACAGGUCAUGGAAGACUAAAUCAAAUGAUAUGGGCCAACUCCCGCGUCAGGAUGUUGAGAGGGGAAUGACACUCCUUGGACUUAUCGGUCUCUAUGACCCACCUCGUGUGGAGACUGCCGGUGCUGUUAAGCAAUGCCAUCGUGCUGGAAUUAAUGUUCAUAUGGUCACGGGAGACCACCCACAAACUGCUAGGGCUAUUGCAAUGCAAGUGGGAAUUAUUCCAGCGAAUGUCCAUCUAUUGGCGCAAGAUGUUAUAUCAGCCAUGGUUAUGACUGCAUCACAUUUCGAUAAGCUCUCAGACGAAGAAAUCGACAGGCUUCCUGUUUUGCCGUUGGUUAUUGCUCGUUGUGCGCCGCAGACAAAGGUCCGAAUGGUUGACGCCUUACAUAGACGGAAUAAGUUUGUUGCGAUGACAGGUGAUGGUGUCAAUGAUUCCCCUGCACUUAAACGUGCCGAUGUUGGUAUCGGCAUGGGUAUGGCUGGAAGCGAUGUCGCAAAGGAUGCUUCGGAUAUUGUUCUCACGGAUGAUAAUUUUGCAUCUAUUCUCAACUCUAUCGAGGAGGGUAGACGUAUGUUCGACAACAUCAAAAAGUUUGUCUUGCAUCUUUUGGCAGAAAACAUUGCUCAAGCAUGUACUCUUCUUAUCGGGCUUGCUUUCAAAGAUAGCUCUGGACUGUCGGUUUUUCCACUUGCUCCAGUCGAGAUCUUGUGGAUCAUCAUGAUCACCAGCGGCUUUCCUGCCAUGGGCCUAGGAAUGGAGAUAGCUUCGGAUGAUAUCAUGACCAGACCGCCCCACAAUCGCAAGGUCGGUAUCUUUACUAAGGAAGUGCUCAUUGACAUGUUGGUCUAUGGUUGCUGGAUGGCAGCCCUUUGUCUUGCAUCUUUCUCGAUCGUGGUUUUCGGUUUUGGUGACGGCAAUCUCGGGCAUAAUUGCAACAAUCAUAUUUCCGACGAAUGCAUGCUCGUAUUUAGGGCUCGAAGCACCACUUUCACUUGUCUCACAUGGUUUGCAUUGUUCUUGGCAUGGGAGAUGGUCCACAUGCGCCGCAGUUUCUUCCGCAUGGAACCAAAGCCCGCCCAUAUCUGGUCCUUAUGGGCUCGUCAUGCCUGGCGCAAUCCAUUCCUUUUUUGGAGUAUUAUGGCGGGUUUCAUCACAGUCUUCCCGAUCAUCUAUGUCCCUUUCCUGAAUACCGUGGUCUUCAAGCAUGCCCCAAUCACCUGGGAAUGGGGCAUAAUCUUUGUUGAGUCUUUCUUGUUUUUCAUGGGUGUGGAAGCGUGGAAACUCUGCAAACGAGUUUAUUUCAGAAGAUAUGGCGACAAAGCUAAAAACCCUGAAGAUGAAUUGGGACGUGAGAUGUUCACAAGGGACAAUAGCACAUCCGUGAGUGAUGUGGUCUAG
Molecule: messenger RNA, 3120 nt
Organism: Morchella importuna
Lineage: Eukaryota; Fungi; Ascomycota; Pezizomycetes; Pezizales; Morchellaceae
Exons: 8
Coding region: 1-3120 (1039 amino acids)
Biological process (GO): intracellular calcium ion homeostasis; calcium ion transmembrane transport
Cellular component (GO): plasma membrane
Molecular function (GO): ATP hydrolysis activity; P-type calcium transporter activity; ATP binding
Source: RefSeq, a predicted model, not a curated record